GUGGCACUUUGGCGGCAGGAAGGAACUAGUCUGCGUGCGCUUGCUGGGCUUGUGCCUCUGACUCAGGAGAGACGCUUCAAUCGGCUUUGCCUCCGGACUUGCGGUGAAAGGCCUCUCUUCGGACGCUGACUGGCCAUCGGUGUUCAGGUGUCUGGACUCUUAACAGCCUCCAGGGCCGGACCCCACAGCCUUCCUUCCAGCUCCUAGACCCCAGCAGAGCCUGAGCCAUGGCUUCCAUGGGGCUGCAGGUGAUGGGUAUCGCCCUGGCCGUUCUGGGCUGGCUGGGGGCCAUCCUGAGCUGCGCGCUGCCCAUGUGGCGCGUCACGGCCUUCAUCGGCAGCAACAUCGUCACGUCGCAGACCAUCUGGGAGGGCCUGUGGAUGAACUGCGUGGUGCAGAGCACGGGCCAGAUGCAGUGCAAGGUGUACGACUCGCUGCUGGCGCUGCCGCAGGACCUGCAGGCGGCCCGCGCCCUCAUCGUCAUCUGUAUCAUCCUGGCCGUGCUAGGUGUGCUGCUGUCGGUGGUGGGCGGCAAGUGCACCAACUGCGUGGAUGAUGAGAGCGCCAAGGCCAAGACCAUGAUCGUGGCCGGUGUGGUGUUCCUGCUGGCCGGCCUGCUGGUGAUGGUGCCCGUGUCCUGGACCGCCCACAAUGUCAUCCGCGACUUCUACAACCCCCUGGUGGCCUCGGGCCAGAAGCGGGAGAUGGGUGCCUCGCUCUACAUCGGCUGGGCUGCCUCUGGCCUGCUGAUGCUCGGUGGUGCCCUGCUUUGCUGCAACUGCCCACCCCGUACCGACAAGCCCUACUCAGCCAAGUACUCUGCCGCCCGCUCCGCCCCCGCCAGCAACUACGUGUAAGGUGCUACCGUUGAUUCUUUUCCUUUCAGCUUGGUUUCUCCCUGGACUGCAAUCUGUGACCCCAGAAUGGCCCUGCCACGGGCCGCAGGCUGCCAGGGGCUGGGCAAGCAGGGACUGAGCCGGGCCGCUGGCCAGAGGCCCCUCAGCGCCUUCUGACCCUCUCGGACACCUUCCCAAGGCCACUUCCAAUGCUAGCAAGGAUGGAUGGAAAGAGACUCCUGCGCUGCCCUCCUCUGAAUGGCUGUGGAUACUGGGGGCUGGCUCCUGCUGGCCAGGACAGCUCAGCCCUGACUUUGCGUGGGCUCUGCCUCUGAGUGGACCCUGUCUCCUCCUUUGACCUUCCCCACUGCCUCCGCCAGCAUCCUCUGGGUGGGUCAGCCAGCACUUGGGCUGUGCCUUGCCCACAGAAACCUGUGGCCAUGAGAUCGGCUGCCUUGCUCACCCACCUGCCCGUGGAACACAGUCACCGGAGCGGUGUGGACAGACAGGUUUAGAGGGGAGGGGCAGAGGUGCUACAAACUGGUUUGGGUAGUGGUGGGGGAGGGGGCCACAGAGGCUGUCCAGGUGGCCCGCACCCCUUCCUGCCCCCACCCUGCCACCUCAGGGCUCUGCCUCUGCAACCUCAGCGGACGGAUCCCGGGCCCCUCGGAGACUGGCCACCUCUGGAAUCUUCCCCCCCUGCCAAGGUCAUUGACUAGCCUGGGGAGGGCAGGGAGGACAGUCUUCCUCUGGCCCUCAGCCAGGAAGCCCUGGGGCUUUUCCGGCCUCCUGUGUGGUUUCUGUUUUGUAAGUUAAACUAUUUGUCACGGUAAUUGCUAUUAUUUUCUACAAUAAAUGGGACCUGUGCACAGGAA
Phacochoerus africanus (Common warthog) is the source of this 1711-nucleotide messenger RNA. RefSeq names its product claudin 4 (gene CLDN4). The record is from RefSeq and is a predicted model, not a curated record. Gene Ontology annotation, biological process: cell adhesion; bicellular tight junction assembly. The transcript has a single exon. Gene Ontology annotation, cellular component: bicellular tight junction; plasma membrane. Lineage: Eukaryota; Metazoa; Chordata; Mammalia; Artiodactyla; Suidae. Gene Ontology annotation, molecular function: structural molecule activity. Bases 228 to 857 code for a protein of 209 amino acids.